This is a messenger RNA of Colletotrichum tamarilloi, 705 nucleotides long. RefSeq lists its product as uncharacterized. Bases 1 to 705 code for a protein of 234 amino acids. NCBI's taxonomy places the organism in Eukaryota, Fungi, Ascomycota, Sordariomycetes, Glomerellales, Glomerellaceae. The record is from RefSeq and is a predicted model, not a curated record. The transcript has a single exon.
AUGUACAUAUACAACGUUUUCGACGCAAUAGAGAGUGCCAUCGAUGCAUACGACGGCAAACUGUCAGACUACUACUUCCUCAACCAAUGCAUGCGUAUCAUUUGCGAGCUAUACGGGAUGGUUCUCCUCGGCAUCAUGGACUAUUUCCUCGUGCUUCUCGUGCUCCGGUUCGACGCCGAGGAGCAGCCGUGGCGCACACUCGGCCACGACCCCUACGGAUUCAUCUGGUCCAAGUACACCAAGGUCUACGAUGUCGGCAGUGUUGAAGAUUUCGGCACGCAACAGGCUGGCAACAACGGAACUUUCCAAGGCUUGGAUCUUCUGAACGCCACAACGCCUGGUCAAGAACUUGACUAUAGGCUGGUCCUGCGCAGAUACGGCAAGGGGUGUUGUGGAGGUAUCCUUGGGCUGUAUGAUGGGUGGAAAAUCUUUGGAUUCUUCCUACACUAUGCCAUACAUGAUUUCCGCGCUCUAGCCGGUACGAGAUCCGCUCUAAGAGAAAGCGGCAUUGACGACUCGGAAACCGCCUUGGAGCAUUGCAUCAUAUGGGCUUUGUCGCUUGUUCCCAUGUUCUUCAGUGGGCAGUCUUACUACGAUAAUCCAGUGCAAUCAAUAGUUUGGCUGAUCCUGCUGGAAUGUAUCAUACAGGCGUUCGUCGUGUUAGCUCGCACGCGAUUGGAAGAGGAAGAAGAGGACGAAUGGUAA